ACGUCCUCAUUUUCUCAGGCACAUGGCUCUGUUUCCGGAUGCAGUGUUUUCGUUGGACUAAGACUAGGUGUUUGUCAGUGUGAUGGUUUACUAGAUUUGUUUUUCUGUUUCUUGGCUGCUUUGGUUUUUUCCGAGUGGUGUGGUGGUGCGUGGUGGAUAGUGGUGGUCAGAGGUUUUUAUUCAUUAUAUUGUGUUUUAUGGUAGGGACGUGUUGAGUGGCAGAGAGUAGUUGAUAUCACAUUUCAAUAGUCUUUACGGACAUAUGUUUUAAACGUGGUGUUAAUGGAUGUGAUCGACUAUCUAUAUGGUUUGUACUUUGCGGUUCAAAUUUGUUCAACGGUAGCUUAACUGAAGCUAACUCGGAACAAAAUAGACAAGGGAAAUUGAAGAAGAAGACUUAUCUACACUAUGAGAAUUAUUUUUUUGUUUUCGUUAAAGGUAUUAGAAGUCUGUCUGCUACUGCUGGAACGGGAACACCUAAUUUAUCUUAUUUCGAAACAAUAUCAGUUUGUUAUUGCUAAUCUGACAUCAUUGAUGUGUCUUUGUUAGUUUUGGGUCUAAAAGACCAUUAGUUUUUCAUUAUGUAUUGUUCUUCUACGAUGCAAUAGAUGCAAAUCAUUAUCAAUAAACAAAGCGUUAAAAAAAAAACUCUCCACGGGAUCUAAAUUUAUAUUUGUAUGCUAAUUGGUCUUGGCCCGGAAUAAACUAAUUAUCAAAUGUAUCUCAUGUUGAAAAACCUUGAAUUAUUUUCGAUAGGAAACGUAUGCUUGGACUUUUGAACUGGGUCUCGGGAUUCGUCUUGGGAACCUUGGAUUAAAAUGUCUUGUAUACAGUGUAGCAUCUUCAGUUUGGUUUGGCUUCAAAGUGAUUGGUCGUGCAUGUUCAUGUUUGAUUGUUGCACGGCUGAAAAAUUAAUUUCAUUAGUAAAACUUCACUACUUACAGUAUUCUUGAUUCUCAUGAUGCCAAGUGCAGAUUUAUAUGAUUCUUGGUGAAAGGUGUCAAUGAACUGAUUGUAAAGGAAUAAAAGGAGUUACUGAUUAUAAAGGAACAAAAGGACUUACUCCUACUCGGAAUCACCUAACAAAUAAUAUACGAGAAAAUAAAACAAUGAGCAAUAAACAAAUCAGUCAACAAAACCACAAGCAGUUUCUCCAAGUAAACCACACAUAUUUCCUACCAUCAAGCAAUUUCAAAAUCAAUAAACAAAGCAAUUUUCCAAACAUAUUUCCUUUCAUCAAGCAAUUUUCCAAAUCAAUAAACAAGUAAACCAGACAUAUUUUCUUCCAUCAAGCAAUUUCUCCAAGUAAACCACACAUCUAUUAUAAAAAUCAGUAAACUCACUCAUCACUUCAAACCCAUGCAACCAAUUUUUUGCACAAAUGAGAGCUCGUACAUCAAAAAAGUCGGCUCAUAUACUUGUUAUGUACACAACUUCCAAUGCUGAAUGACGACUCCGAAGACACGAUUCUUAUGGAUAUACAAAGUACAUCAUAUGGACAGCUCUUUAAACCGGAUUUCGUUGUCUUUCCAAUAUUUUAAGACAUUUAGAUUUUGAAAGACAACCAUAUCGAAGACUGAUUCAUCCCAGUAUAACUCUAAAGCUAAUUUUUCUGUUCCCACAUUUUGAGAAAAGAAUUCUUAAAACCUUUUGCAUUAUAAACAUAAAAACAAUGAUUAAGAAUACACCAAGUACCAAAACCAUUAAUACACCAUAUCUAGUGGUAGACUAUUCUCCAACAAGGUUUUUUGAUGUUCUCGUAAGAGUGCUUUUAGGAUUCUUCUUAUAAAUUCCAUAUAAAGUCUUUUCAUCUUUUUGCGGAUGUAAUCCAAUUUUGACUUGUUAAAAUACGGAAGAUUCAUCACAAAUUCGAAAUGCACAAUUCAUUAAACCUAAUAAAGAUUUGAAAUUUUACCAAAUUAAAGAAAGCAAUAUCUUUUCAGAUUUGCAGAGUGGAGAAAGUGAGGAACAUGAGUAGAUGACAUACCUUCCAUGUUCCUUGAAGAAUGAUGUGAAGAAUCACAUAAAGAGAGCUAAUCAAGUUGAUGGCGAAGAAAAAAUUUAGAUUUUCCCUAAAUCUUUUUAACCUAAAUAUUUUAGACAUUUGGGUGUGCAAUGUUCAUUUGGUUUAGCCAAUUUUUAUCGUGGACGCAUUUGGUUUGCCCAUUUGAAUAAAUUAAAAUUUUGGUCAAAUGUGAGCGAAUUCGGAUUAGUCUAAAACAAUUUGGUCAUGAAUAGUCAGCUCAAUUGAUAUCUCUAGUAUAGGAUAAUUCUACAAGUCCCCUUUCUACUUGGUACUGACUCUUCAAACGUGGCUAAAGAUUAUAUGAGAAAUUUAUAUGUAAAAAGUUACCUUAACAAAAUAAAUGAACUUGUCAUUCAAAGAAAAAUAAAUGAACUAAUUGGCAAAAAGAAAAGUCAAUGGUUGAAAAUAUACAAAUGUUAUAAAAUAAUGAGUGUAACAAGUCUUUUUGUUUUAAACAGUUACUAGAUUCUGAAAAGUGAGGAUAUAUUUUUUGUUUUACAUUUUUUUAGGUCUUUUCAAUUGGUAAUUUAAAUAUAGGUCUAAUGGCAUAAAACAUAAUAAAUAAUAUUCUAAAUAAUGAUAAAGAUAAAAGAAAUAAUAGUUGGACCAUACUUUUAUCAAUGAUCACACUGCUAUUUUAAUAGAAUAGAAGUUUAAAAAUAGUUGUAGUAGUAGUAAGUUUUAUAAAUGUCAACAUAUCAUCCCUGUUUUGUUUUUCAAGUAGGCAUGGGACAUUUUGUAUUUAAUAGUUUAGUUAGAAAAUGGGAACCAGUCUUUAAUAAUACGAACCGUACAUGUCUGUCUGAAAAAAGCAAAAAGCCAAAAGCAUUUUUUGAAAAAAAAAAAAAAAGAAGAAGUUAAGGUCCGUCGCGAGAUCCAUCUGUCCGCUCACUUUCAGGGACUCCAUAGAUAUUACAACGUGCAGCGAAUCUCUCUUCUUCCCAGACAAAACAAAAAGCAUGGAAUCGGUACAUUCUAGCAGCGGAGACGAUGCCAGCGUAAGAAGGAGUCUUGAACCGUCGAUUGGUGCAUGGCAUUUCCAAAUUGCUAUCUAUUUCGCCUUCGGAUUCUUCUUUCUGAGGCUCUUCCUCGACACGUUCGUCUUUCAAAGGAUAGCUGUAUGGCUAUUGAGCACCACUUCUUCUGCGCCAAUUAAGCUCAAUGAUGCUGCUACUCGGGCUAAGAUCGUUAAAUGCAAGGAGUCUCUAUGGAAGUUCUUGUACUAUGGUGCCUGUGACAUAUUCGUUCUCAAAGUCCUUUUUCACGAGCCAUGGGCCUACGAUGUAAAACUCUACUUCCACGCCUGGCCUCAUCAAGAAUUGAAGCUUCCAUUUAAGCUUUACUAUAUGUGCCAGUGCGGUUUCUAUGUCUAUGGUGUUGCUGCCUUGCUUGCUUGGGAGAGCAGAAGAAAAGAUUUUGCUGUUAUGAUGUCUCACCAUGUGAUCACAAUCAUCCUCAUCGCCUACUCAUACUUAACUAGAUUUUUCCGAAUAGGGGCAAUCAUACUCGCCCUUCAUGAUGCAAGUGACGUGUUUAUGGAAUCUGCUAAAAUUUUCAAGUAUUCUGAAAAGGAGUUUGGAGCAAGUGUGUGUUUUGCAAUUUUUGCUCUCUCUUGGCUAUUGCUACGGUUGAUUUACUUUCCAUUUUGGAUCAUCAGGGCCACCAGCAUUGAACUCCUGGAUCAUUUGGAUAUGACAGUAGCUGAAGACACCAUCAUGUACUAUUCCUUCAACACAAUGUUGCUGAUGCUUCUUGUUUUCCACAUAUAUUGGUGGUAUCUCAUUUGCGCCAUGAUUGUAAGACUACUUAAAAACAGAGGAAAAGUUGGAGAAGACAUAAGAUCCGAUUCAGAGGAUGAUGAAUAGGCUUUUUUGAAAGCAUGACAGAUAGGGAACAUGUUUCCACUUCUCCAACCAAAUCAUUUAAGCGGCUGAAGAAUUUAUUCCCAGCUUCAUUACCUUACUGAUUAGAGUUGGAGGAAGAAGAAAGAUUAUAGUUUUUUUUUUGACUCAGUUUUGUAUUGGUCGAGUCCAUUUCGACAUUAGACUGCCAUAUUCUCUUUUGACAGAAAACAAUGUGCAAGUCACUUUGUAAAUGCAAUUCCACUCUUAGAUUUUUAUCUCACAAAUCAGCUAUGUUCUUUUUCUUUCUUUCUCAAAGAGAACUCUGAAACAACAAUCAAAAACAAACAGUAAGACGAACAAAGACAUAAAAGGACAUUACAAAACCAAGAAAAAAAACAGAAAAAAAAAAAACUGUCGUAUUACAUCACACCCCCAUCAGAUUAUCAAC
This is a messenger RNA of Brassica napus (rape), 4318 nucleotides long. RefSeq names its product ceramide synthase LOH2-like. Gene Ontology annotation, biological process: ceramide biosynthetic process. Gene Ontology annotation, cellular component: endoplasmic reticulum; membrane. Bases 2986 to 3891 code for a protein of 301 amino acids. Lineage: Eukaryota; Viridiplantae; Streptophyta; Magnoliopsida; Brassicales; Brassicaceae. The record is from RefSeq and is a predicted model, not a curated record. The transcript is spliced from 6 exons. Gene Ontology annotation, molecular function: sphingosine N-acyltransferase activity.